AUGACGUGGAAAUGUUCCACGUUGCAUGCUUAUAAAGCACAACCAAGUGAUGCCGUUCUUAAGCUGCUUGGACUACCGAACACCACACCCACUUCCAUGGCCACAAGAGAGAGCAACUGGGCGGUGAAGAUUAGAGACCAGCCCAUGGCCACCGAAGAGAGAAGCUGGGCGCUGGAGAUCGAUGACCAAACCGAGAACACGGGUAAUUCAGCCAAGAAGCAGCAAAGCCCGAAGCCAUCCAUAUACAGAGUUCCUGCUUACAUCAGAAGGUUGAAAUGCCAUGCCUACAAGCCACAGAUCGUCUCCUUUGGGCCAUACCACCAUGGUGACCCCAACGUCAUGCCGAUGGAGGAGCACAAGGAUCGGGCCCUCACCCACUUCCUCAAGAGAGCCAAUAAGUCUCUCCAAGACGUCAGGACCGCAAUGGCGGAGGUCGUGCAGCAGCUACGGGGCGCUUAUCAGAGCCUCGACGGGAAGUGGGCGGGGGACGAGAGGUUCCUGCAUCUGAUGAUCCUUGACGGGUGCUUCAUGCUCGAGAUAAUUCGUGUCGCGACCAAGAAGCCCGAUGACGGUGGCUACGAAAUGGAUGAACCCAUCUUUAGCGACCACGGGAAUCUGUACACCGUGCCCUGCAUAUAG
Messenger RNA from Musa acuminata subsp. malaccensis (wild Malaysian banana), 639 nucleotides. The record is from RefSeq and is a predicted model, not a curated record. Lineage: Eukaryota; Viridiplantae; Streptophyta; Magnoliopsida; Zingiberales; Musaceae.